This is a messenger RNA of Symbiodinium pilosum, 2976 nucleotides long. The record is from the annotation of a GenBank genome assembly. NCBI's taxonomy places the organism in Eukaryota, Dinophyceae, Suessiales, Symbiodiniaceae.
AUGACUUUCGACGGCUACAAUCUUUACGCUCUGGGUUCUCCUAAAACGGACAAGCGCACCACAAUUACCCGAGCGAUACGCAGUGCGACAAAGCCAACAGAGAACCCCGGUGAUUUUUGCUACCUGGAGAAUUUCGACGACCCGGGUCAGCCGCUAUUAAUUGAAUUACCCAACGCUGCGGGUGUGGCGUUCCGCAAGCAUAUGCAGGAAUUCGUCAGCAAUAUCCAGGUAAUGAUCCCCGCCGCUUUUGAGUCAGAUGAAUAUCGUCAGACAAUGCAGGGUUAUGCACAGGAUUUCCACAAAACGCAAACUCAGGAUGCGCUUGAAUUGGAAAAUGAAGCGCGUGAGCUCAAUCUGGCCAUGCUGCCCACGCCCAAUGGUUUUGUCUUUGCGCCCAUUGCAGAUGGCAAAGUCAUGGAACAGGAAGCUUUUCUGAGCCUGCCUGAGGAAGAGCGCCAGACGUAUCAGGAAGCGAUCAGCACCAUGACGCAGAAACUUGUAGAUCGUCUGCGCAAUUACCCUUCUCAUCAACAGGCACUGCUCGAAGAUCAACGCAAACUGCGCCGCGAUACAGCGCAGAAGGUUGUCGCACGAGCGCUAUUGAAGUUACGUCAACGCUACAGUGACAAUCAGAACGUGAUGGACUACCUCGCUAGAUGUGAGCUCGAAAUUCUAAACAAUUUAGACACGCUCAUGGCAGCAGGGACAGAGGUCACCUUCAAUCCCUUCGCGGGCAUGCAGAACCCCAGCAAUUUUUUUAAGCGAUUUGAAGUCAACCUGCUGGUCGACAACAGCGCUCUGGAAGGCAUUCCGGUGAUCUACGAAAGCAAUCCGAGCCUGGAGAACCUUGUUGGCAAACUGGAACACCGUGUAGAGUAUGGCAAUCUGGUCACGGAUUUCAGUCAGAUCCGGGCCGGAGCACUGCAUCGCGCCAACGGCGGCUACCUCCUCCUUGAUGCAGAGCGCGUCCUGCAGAAGCCUUUUGCCUGGGAAGCGCUGAAGCGCGCAUUAAACGAUCACCGCGUGCGCAUUGAAUCCGUCAGUCAGCUGUUAAACAUGACCUACUCCGUGUCCCUUGAGCCGCAGGCUAUGCCCCUCAACGUAAAAGUUAUUCUGUUAGGAUCACGCGAACUUUACCAUCUCCUGCGUCACUACGAUCCGGAUUUCGGAGAACUUUUCAAAGUGGUCGCCGACUUUGCGGAUCGCGUACCCCGUACUGACGAUAACAUUGUUGCCUACGUCUCUCUGAUCGCUAACAUUGUCAAAGAGACCGGCAUAUCUCACCUCGACCACACCGCUGUGGAAAGGGUGCUUGAAUACUGCAGCAGGGAAGUUGAAGAUCGAGAGCACUUGUCGACUCAUGUCAGUGAAAUCAGAGACUUAUUGCUGGAAGCUGACUAUCUCGCGAAAGCAUCUCCCGAACACCUGAUUACCAGCCAGGACGUAACAGAUGCGCUGAACAAACGCACUUACCGACUGGAUAGAUUUCGCGAGCUUAUUCAGGAAAAUAUCAGCAACGGGGUAAUUCGAGUUGAAACACGCGGCACUAAGGUCGGCCAGAUAAAUGGCCUGGCAAUAGUCAAUAUCGGUCAGAUCAAUUUUGGACAGCCUGCACGCAUCACAGCGACCACCAGACUGGGUCGUGGUCAGGUAGUCGACAUUGAGCGCGAAUCGAACCUGGGCGGUGAUAUCCACUCCAAAGCUGUUCUGAUUGUCGCGUCGUAUAUUGGCAGCAGAUAUGCUCGCGACUUUACACUGUCGUUAUCUGCCAGUCUGGUAUUUGAACAGAGUUAUAGCAGCGUGGACGGCGAUAGUGCCUCCAUAGCCGAAGUGUGCGCGCUUAUUUCCGCUAUCGCACAACUACCCGCCAGGCAGACCAUUGCCAUCACCGGCUCGAUGGACCAGCACGGUGGUGCGCAGGCCAUCGGCGGCGUGAAUCAGAAGAUUGAAGGCUUUUACUCGGUCUGCAAGCAACAGGGCUUAAACGGCAGCCAUGGUGUGAUUAUCCCUGCUGCAAAUAAACAUCACCUUAUGCUGGAGGCGGAAGUCAUUGAUGCGGUAGAUCAGGGUAAAUUUCAUAUCUACACCAUCAACAACGUGGAUGAAGCGCUACAGAUUAUGCUGACAAAAGACGAUCAGCCCAUACCGCUGGCAGACAUAGAUGAGGCUGUAAUUACUCAACUUAAAGAGUUUGAUCGAAUUGCACACCCCGAUCAAAAAAAGGCAGACGUCGAUGACACAAAAGCGCUGAACAUCGCCUUGGCUCUUACCCAAUCCGCGCCUGCCCAGGUGCAUGGGUUGUUUAUAGAGGAUCUAGACUUAUUGGGUGCCGCUAAGUUGCCGGGCAAUGUAGAGGUAGCCAUUGUGAAUCACGAGGUGACUGAAUUCACAGCUGAAAGCUUAGCUCACGCUUUCAAAAAGGAAGCCGCAAGAAAGCGCCACCUGCUGGAAGCUUCCGCGCGCCGUUUAAAUCUCAACUGCUCUUUUCAGAUUACCCAAGGUAGAACCACUGAAGCGCUGGAGCAGGCCGCUGCAAAGAGGGAGUUAAUCAUUGUCGGGCGUCCACUGCGUUCAGGUAUUCGCGUGCGCACCGGUCACCACUACCAGACUAUCGCUGCGAGCAAGCAGAAUGUGCUGUUUGUGAACGAACCCUGGCGCUCUGGGUCCAGUAUCGUGCUUGUCAUGGAACACGCCUGCAGCAACCCGGACCAGGCGGCACAUACGGCCAAAACUAUUGCCACACGAGAAGGGCUGAAGCUUAUUGCAGCCACACCCAACGGAUUGCCCGAUUCAAUCGCUCAUCUGUUCGACGAUGUUGUGCGUAUUCCCGACCUCAGCCCUGAGUCUCUGCUCAGCACAAGCCAGCGUCUGGAUGCGAGACUGCUUAUCCUGCCGCCAAUCACCUCUAUUGACUGGCAAACGCUGUUGGUCAAUUUACUGUCGACAGUAUCCUGUUCUCUUUUAAAGCUGGCGUAA